CUAGAUAUCAGAAUACUUCCAACUUCAAAUCACAAGGAAAUGCUAAAAACAAGCCAACAUAUGUCUCAGACAUACCAAAGUUAGAUUUUACUGCUCAGCGUGCUCUAUCCUCAUAGACACCAUUGGAGAUUUGUUGGAGAUGGUCACACGAGUGUCUCUUGAGCAUCUCCAAACAUUCAAUUCGUCUUUAGGGUUUCCUGUAUCUGCUCCAUAUUUAUAAGGGUAAGUCACAACAAAUAUCUCAUUGAUGAACAGCAUCGAGCUCCCACUCACACCACAACCAUCAGGAAGUUCCUUACCCAAGCACGAGGCGUUUCCAGAGCAAUCCCCAGGUCGUCCAAUCAACAACACACGGUAUCCAAGAUCACUUACCACGACCCAUCUGAGCAAUUGAUAUCCAAUUCAGGAGUUGAAGCUUAAUCUCGAUCAUCCUAAAGUAAAUGGUGAAACCACGGUUUCAAACGCUGUUACAGAAGUACCUGCGGUAAUGGGUGAGAAUAUCAGAUUCAGGAGAGGUUUCUUGCUGUCAAAACCUUCGGCAGGUGUGCUCUCUGCAUAUCUCCACACGUGUCCCCAACCAGGGUUGGGCCGUAUAGCUGGGAGUGAAAGUACUCAACUAGAGACUGUUCAGCGUGUAGGCUCAGAAAUAGCCAUGCAUGUUGUAGCAGCAAAGCCUUUAUUUUUAAGCAAAGACCUUGUUUCUUCAGAAGCAUUAGCAAAUGAACGAGAGAUUCUAAAGUCUCAGGCAGGAAGUACAGGCAACUCUCAGAUGGCUGUAGAGAAAAUAGUGGAAGGCCGUCUCCGGCCAUUACUUUUCACACUGGUGGAUAAUUUGUCAGAGGAAGUGGGUUCUCCUGUGAAGGUAGCCAAUUUUCUGAGAGUUGAGGUUGGGGAAGGAAUCGAAAGGCUCGAAGCAUCUGGUGAACCGGUUGCUCAAUGUGGGCAUGGUGUUUAGCUUUGGAGACUUUUUUUUUCCUUUUUGGGUCAUUAAAGUUCGAACACAGAUCACUCAUCUUGUGGUUUCUGUGCUGUCAUGAGAUUUAUAGAGUGUUGGCCUUUCCUUUUCUCAUAUUUUGUUAUUAAGAAAAUGUGAGUCUGCCCACACAGUAAGAUCAGUCUUGUGAUUGUGCACAUUGCUUCGACAUUGGGAAGCUGUGUGACCAAACCAUGUCUUGUUUAGUCUCUUACAAAAAGCUUACUUCCUGUCCACUUUUACCUUAUGGAUUGUGCUUGUAAGUUGUGACUAGGCUUUAGAGCAUCACGCAAAACAAAUACAUACUCUUCAAGGAAAAUUCUACCAUAAUAUAGAUGAGUCAUACAUGCACCCAAAUAAGAGACUCCAAGGUAUAUCUAUUUUAUAAAAUGAGAGAUGUUAUGGUGUACAAGCAUAGAAUAUAGAUAAUAGCUACUUUCUAGUUUCUAAUCACGAUAUAUAUUGCUAACACCAUAAGCACAAAAUAUAAAUAUGUGUCAAUAUCAAAAAUAAAAUCAACUGUUUAUUAGCAAUAAGUUUCUACAAAAUGACAGAGAAAAUCAAAGAUGAUAAUAUUGUCAAUAUAGUCUCAUCAAGAAAAAUAUCGUCAAUAUUAUCAUAUCACAAAAUUCUGUUGGAGGUAGGCAAGUUAAGUAAGCAAGAAGCUAGUAAAGAGUCACAAAAACAAAAUAUAAGGAACCAAGUAAGCAAAUAGACACCCAAAAAAGAACAA
Raphanus sativus (radish) is the source of this 1706-nucleotide messenger RNA. Its product is annotated as elongation factor Ts, mitochondrial-like. Gene Ontology annotation, molecular function: translation elongation factor activity. Gene Ontology annotation, cellular component: mitochondrial matrix. Gene Ontology annotation, biological process: mitochondrial translational elongation. Bases 488 to 955 code for a protein of 155 amino acids. The transcript is spliced from 5 exons. The record is from RefSeq and is a predicted model, not a curated record. Lineage: Eukaryota; Viridiplantae; Streptophyta; Magnoliopsida; Brassicales; Brassicaceae.